Triticum aestivum (bread wheat) is the source of this 751-nucleotide messenger RNA. RefSeq names its product acetylserotonin O-methyltransferase 3-like. Lineage: Eukaryota; Viridiplantae; Streptophyta; Magnoliopsida; Poales; Poaceae. The transcript is spliced from 2 exons. Gene Ontology annotation, molecular function: protein dimerization activity; O-methyltransferase activity. The record is from RefSeq and is a predicted model, not a curated record. Bases 63 to 548 code for a protein of 161 amino acids.
UCAAAGCUGUUAGCAGUGAAGUUCCAGAGCUCCAGAACCACGUGCUCGGCUACGUCAAGUCCAUGUCGCUCAAGUGCGCCGUGGAUCUCGGCAUCCCGGGCUCUAUCCACCGCCGCGGCGGCACCGCCACCCUGGCCAACACCAAGGUGCACCCGGCCAGGCUUGCCGACCUCCGGCGCGUCAUGGAGCUGCUCAGCGCCUCGGGUAUCUUCAGCGCCACCGCCUGUGCUACCGAUGGCACGGCCGCCGAAGUGCAGUACGGGAUGACCACGGCGUGCCGCUUCCUCGUCGGCUGGCGCAACCUGUCCCCCGUGGCGCAACCUGACCACAGCGAGCUCUUCCUCGAGGUCAUCCUUCUGGACAAGGGCCGCAUCUUCCGCGGCCUGAGCUCGCUCGUGGAUGUCGGCGGCGGCAACGGCGCGGGCACGCGGGUGAUGGCCAAGGCGUUCCCGCGCAUCAAGUGCGACGUGCUAGACCUCCCUCACGUUGUCGGCCAGGCCGCCGGUGACCAUGGCAACCUGCGUAUCGUCGCAGAACAUCAUGCAUGACUGGGGUCAUCAAGAUUGCGUCAAAAUACUUCAACUUGCAAGGAGGCUAUCCCUGCCAAGAACUCAGGAGGGAAGGUGAUAAUCAUAGAUAUGGUAAAGGGAUCUGCAGAUGGUGUUGGGACAAACCCUGGACCAGCUCGCCACUCAUCUUCUCUCACUCGCUCGGACGAAGGUGGAAGAAGGAGCACACUAGAUUUUCCCGG